AUCAAGACUGAGCCCAAAGUCCGAUAUUGCAAUUGGGAGCAGUUCAAGAAUCGCUACACCCCCGAAGAAUGCACCUUUGCUAUCGAAGUGCUCCUGGCCGGAGAUGAUUUGGACGGUGAGAUGGAAGAAGAGCAACUGAAGCGACUGCCUGCCGAGAAGAGGGAGAAGCUCAUCGAAACAAAACGAAAGAAGCCCUCCAGACGACCUCGUGCCGACAAGAGACCCGACAGACAGCGCAUGGAACGUGUUCGCAUUAACUCGUCUGCCAUCCUGUCAUUCAUUGGUGGAGUGACAGGGGAGAUGUCAUGGGCAGAAAAGCCCCACACCUUCCUGAGGCCUUUCAAGAUCUUGAUACACUUUCAUGAUCAGCUUGAGGAGGAAUUUGACAAACUGAAGGCGAGGUUUGAAGACGAUAGCCAGGCCACGCAAGAGGUCAGUCCCAUCUCACGGAACAAACCAGUUUCUCAUUCUUGGGAGAAGAUAACUGAAGCCGGGUUCAAAGAGAUCAAGUGCUACAUGGAGCUUGCUCGGGAACGGCUUCUCCCAACCUACCGCAAGUUCGAGGAAAAGGAUCACACCCAACGUGUCAAGGUGCGUUACGACGACCUUUGGUCUUUGUUCCGCAUCGGAGAGUUCGUCUUCUUUCGACGUGAUUCCAAAGGGAGCUCCUCGAACACGGAAGCCGAAAAUCAUCGUUCUCCUGAUGGGCGACAGAAGAGCCGGAGGCUGUGGAGACUGCACUCCAUCGAGUCAGCCAACGUGGACUGGGCUGUACAAAACCUGGACAGCGAGAACGGGGACUUUCGCCGCAACACGUUGGAAAAAGAGACUGAACUGAAACUCGGAGUCUACUACAUCGACUAUGACGGAAACUCUUAUUGCGGCCUCUCCUACCUUUGGACGCUGCAGCCCUUUGAAGGCGAAAAGGACGUAACUAAACUGGAUUUCUAUCCGGCGCGGUUUGAGAAGGACUAUGAAGCUAAGAUCUCCAAGCUGGUGGACUCGGGAGAGAGGUUCCAAAAGUUGUUACUCUCGACGGAGCCGGCUGUCCAACACGACGGCUGGACACUUACCCAUGACCCUGCUGGUUCGAAGCUGGAGGACGAAGCUGGCAAGACGGCUGAAUACGUUGACAGCGAUGUCAUCAUCGAUUUCCAGGAAGCCUACCAGAUGAAUCCAUCGUGGAAACCAAGUUUCUUUUCCUACAAGAAGCCCACGUUUGAACCAGAGACAACAUUUGAUGAGUUUGCAGUCAUCCAGUGGUCUGGGCCAGAUCGCUCCAAACCCAUCACCAAGCUCACAGAAGUUGUCGUAUCACUGGACGAUGUGGACACGCUGAAAUGGAACAAGUUCGCAGAUGAGGACAAUUUCAUCAUGGACCCAGAUCUGAGGCCCGUCGAGAGUCGCCAAGCCAAGCGCGAGGUGACAGGUCAAGACCUUGCGCUUUUGCCCUCACGCAUGUUUGUCUACUCUUUGAGGAAUCGAAAGUUCAUCAACGCAGAUGUUCAAAACCUGAAGCCUAUCCAGCUCAUGUCGGAUCCUUUUAGCGACCUCAAGAUUGAGGAACCUCACAAGCGACUCAUCAGAUCUGUCGUGCAGGAUCAUUUUGACAAGAAGUCGAUCCAACGACAACUGCGAGCACAAGACAUUGAACCACUGGAGCAGGAUUUCAUCCGCGGAAAAGGCAAGGGUCUCGUUAUCAUGCUGCAUGGCGCACCUGGAGUGGGCAAGACUGCCACAGCCGAAGCAAUCGCCGCUGCGCAUCGGAAGCCCCUGUUCGCCAUCACUUGCGGUGAUCUGGGCAUUGACCCUCGGGAGGUUGAAUCGACCUUGUCUGAGAUAUUCCGGUUAGCAAAUUUGUGGGAUUGUAUUCUGCUUCUUGAUGAAGCCGAGAUAUUCCUGUCCCGUAGGGAAAAGAAGGACGACAACCUUCAAAGAAACGCCCUGGUCUCAAUCUUCCUCAGAACCCUUGAGUACUAUCCAGGAAUCUUGUUUCUCACAACAAAUCGAGUCGGCGUUCUGGAUGAAGCGUUGAAUUCACGCGUACACGUGAGCAUCUACUUCCGUCACCUCGACGCGGAACAGACCAUGGCACUCUUCGACAUGAACUUGAAGCGAUCAGAGAUGAUUGCACAGCAAAGGGCUACCAGUAACAAGGAACCCCCAUUGAUCAUCAAGGCAGAGGAAAUUAGAGGCUUCGCACUCACUCACUUUGCCAAAAAUGCUGGAGGACCAGGCGGACCGGGUACGUGGUGGAAUGGACGUCAGAUCCGCAAUGCCUUUCAGAUCGCCACUUCGCUUGCGUAUGCCGACGCGAGAGACCAAAAGGAUGAUGACAAAAGGCAUCUCGGACGAGAGCAUUUUGAUCAGGUUCUCCAGGCCAUGGAGGAAUACACUCAGUAUCGUCAGGACUUGUUACACAAGACAGACGACGACCUUGCCGCGGACCGGGAGGAACGCUACUUGCGAGUCGGCGGUGACAACUCUGGGAGACGUGAGAGUCCGCGUUACGGGCCCAUGUAUACAGACUAUCCGAGGCCUCGGUCGUUCCAGUAUCCGCGCCCGUCCUAUCCGGCCUCCCCUUCAGGUGCCAGGGGAUUUGCUGGGCGAGAGGGUGAGUAUGUGAGACAAGAUCCUGAUAGUCCAACACCGCAGAGACAAGAGCCGUUCUUAGCUCCUGGGGCUUAUCCUGCAGGCGGGGAUCGGCCCAUGUCCCGGGGCGAAUUCCACGAUCAGGGUCGGGAUUAUGGACAUCCGAGUCGACGGAUGUAA
Fusarium vanettenii 77-13-4 is the source of this 2772-nucleotide messenger RNA. RefSeq lists its product as uncharacterized. The annotation marks the transcript as partial. NCBI's taxonomy places the organism in Eukaryota, Fungi, Ascomycota, Sordariomycetes, Hypocreales, Nectriaceae. Gene Ontology annotation, molecular function: ATP binding; ATP hydrolysis activity. The record is from RefSeq and is a predicted model, not a curated record. The transcript is spliced from 3 exons.